AUGACGGCUGUGACCAGAACACGCACACAAAGCCUCGCAUCGCCAUCUCAUCUCACCCUCCUGAGUGCUCACGGCCCCUCUACCUCUAUUUCAGCCAAGCCUCCGCCAACGGAGCUGUCAAACGUCAUCUUCGAGGCCAAGCAUCCCCUAUCACGCAUAGUCCGCCGCGGGUGCACCCGGACACAGUCUCAGCUGCGCAGAUCCGGGGUUGAUCUUCCGUGUCAGGUUCUUACUCCGUACAACCACCGCAUCGACGGCUCCUUGACCUUGCUCAGACUUGCGAGCACCGAGUCCAAGAUCAUGUCUGUAGACGAGCAUCAUCUACCGCCUCCGACAGAGGACGAGGAGUUCUGGCUGUUCGGCUACGGGUAUGGUCUCCUCCUCGCCCUCCACCGACAGACGUCAAAUUUAACUCUCCUCCCCCCCUUUUCCUCACAGGAGCCUCAUCUGGAAGCCUCCACCGCAUUUCGGGCCCACUGGGCCACCCUCGGCGACGCCCACCACGCGGCCCCGGCCCGCGUCUGGGGCUGCGCCUACCGCAUCGCGCGCCCCCGCGUCGCCGAGGUGAAAGCCUACCUCGACAUCCGCGAGAUCAACGGCUACACCAUCCACUACACGCCCUUCCACCCGGCCUCCGAUGACCGCCGCCGUGGUGGUGGUGGUGGUGGCGGUGGUGACGCGCCGACGACGACGAUCCGCACGCUCGUCUACAUCGGCACGCCCGACAACGCCCAGUUCACGGGCCCGCAGGACGUCGGCGCCCUCGCCGAGCACAUCUACCGCUCCGAGGGCCCCAGCGGGCUCAACAGGGACUACCUCUGGGGGCUCGAGAGGGCCCUCGACGAGCUGAGCCCCGAGAGCGGCGACGACCACGUCUCGGACCUCUCGGAGCGGGUGCGCGCCAUUGCGAAGCGCGCCGAGGCCCAGAAGCAGGGUGAUGGCAGUAGUGCUCCUCCCGCCGUCAUCGACGGCGAGGCUCACCCUCAUCAUCUUCACGAGUUUCACCGUGUCACUAGUGUAGAAGAGUCAGAGGAGACGGAAAAGGCAGACUAA
This is a messenger RNA of Thyridium curvatum, 1053 nucleotides long. RefSeq lists its product as uncharacterized. Gene Ontology annotation, molecular function: gamma-glutamylcyclotransferase activity; glutathione specific gamma-glutamylcyclotransferase activity. Lineage: Eukaryota; Fungi; Ascomycota; Sordariomycetes; Thyridiales; Thyridiaceae. Bases 1 to 1053 code for a protein of 350 amino acids. The record is from RefSeq and is a predicted model, not a curated record. Gene Ontology annotation, biological process: glutathione catabolic process. The transcript is spliced from 3 exons. Gene Ontology annotation, cellular component: cytoplasm.